GCGGCAGCUGCCCCUCCAGACUCCCUCUGCCCAGCCCCAAAGGUACUCUGGGGACACAUCCAGGGCAGGGACGGGAUUGACAGCACCCUCGGCGCCCACCCUGACCCAGUUUAGGAUGGCGGGGCAGGCUCCUGUGCCCUCGUCCUGCGACUGCUUCGUGGCGCUGCCACCGCACACGGCGUCCCCCGCUGUCAUCUUCGGCAAGAACGCCGAUCGUCCCCGAGACGAGGUCCAGGAGAUCAUCUAUGUCCCCGCUGCCACCCACUGUCCUGGGGACAAAGUCCAGUGCACAUACCUGGAGAUCGAGCAGGUGGAGCACACCCACGCCGUGGUGCUGAGCCGCCCUGCCUGGCUCUGGGGUGCCGAGAUGGGCGCCAACGACUGCGGUGUCUGCGUGGGCAACGAGGGCGUGUGGACCCGUGAGCCCACGGGUGAGGCUGAGGCACUGCUGGGCAUGGACCUGGUGAGGCUGGGUUUGGAGCGGGGCGGCUCCGCCCGGGAGGCUCUGGAGGUGAUCACGGCUCUGCUGGAGCGCUACGGCCAAGGCGGGAGCUGCAAGGAGGAGCCGGUGCCCUUCGUGUACCACAACACCUUCCUGCUGGCCGACCGCACCGAGGCCUGGGUCCUGGAGACUGCCGGGCGCUACUGGGCGGCACAGCGGAUCCGCGAGGGCAGCCGCAACAUCUCCAACCAGCUGAGCAUCGGCAGCGACAUCACGGCCGAGCACACGGGGCUGCGGGAGCGCGCGCGGAGCCAGGGAUGGUGGAACGGGGACGGCGAGUUCAGCUUCGCUCAAGUUUUCUCCCUGGAGAAGCAGCCCCCGCGCAUGGAGGCUGCCAGGGCGAGGUUCCAGGCUGGGAAGGAGCUGCUGCAGCAGCAUGCAGGUGACAUCACUGCAGAGACGUUGAUGUCCAUCCUGCGGGACAAGGACAGCGGGAUCUGCGUGGACACCGAGGGGUUCCGCACAGCCGGCAGCAUGGUGUCCGUGCUGCCCCGUGACCCCGCCCUGCCCUGCGUCCACUUCUUCACCGCCACCCCUGACCCCUCCAGGUCUGUCUUCAAGCCCUUUGUGUUCGUGGCUGGCAUCAAGCCGGUGCCGCAGGUGAGAUCCCCGACCUUCCUGCAGGAUCCUGCCAAGCAGAUCCCGAGAUUCCAGAGCUCCGUGGAUCGGCGGCACGAGCUGUACCGCCGGCAUCAGGCAGCGCUGGAGCUCAUGGAGCAGGACUGGGAGCGGGGUCAGAAGCUGCUGGAGAUGCUGCAGGAGCUGGAGAGGCAGGGCCUGGAGGGGAUGAGGGAGCUGCUGCAGGGCACUGUGACCCCCUGCCCAGAGGAGCUGGCUGACCUCUUCUUCGACUGCGUGGAGGCUGAGAUGAAGUUUUACACCUAAACCCCACACAGCUCCUGCAGCCGGGCCCGGUGCUCGUCCAGAUUCUUCCUCCGCCUCUGCCGCGCCCGCCCCGUCAGCUCCCGGCGCAAUUCCGUGAGGAAAUCUGCCAGGGAGGCACGGAAGGACAG
Messenger RNA from Cinclus cinclus, 1515 nucleotides. RefSeq names its product secernin 2 (gene SCRN2). The transcript is spliced from 9 exons. Bases 116 to 1387 code for a protein of 423 amino acids. Gene Ontology annotation, biological process: proteolysis. Gene Ontology annotation, molecular function: cysteine-type exopeptidase activity; dipeptidase activity. The record is from RefSeq and is a predicted model, not a curated record. NCBI's taxonomy places the organism in Eukaryota, Metazoa, Chordata, Aves, Passeriformes, Cinclidae.